AUGCAUCUUAUAUAUCAAGAGGCAGCAGAAGUAGCAGUUUGGCUUGGUGAUGAGGAUAAAGAGAGCUUGCUGGCAUGGGAACUAAUCGAAGAUUUCGAGCGUUGUCAAGGAGACGUCAAUGCCACCAGAGAUCUCAUCAAUAUUUCCCGCGAGCGACAAUUUGCUGGACUUCUGUCAUUAUUUCGACGGGACUACUUCUGGCGAAUAUGGGUCGUGCAAGAGAUCACCUGUGCUCAAAAGGCCAGGGUGCAUUGCGGUUCUAAGACCAUAUCUUGGUCAAAUCUUCAUAGAAUUGGGAACGAUAUGGAGAGACUCCGCGAAACGCUCCGGGAUACCAUCUAUCGCAACAAGCCAGCAGCACUUUUUAGUCUGAUGACUGGUGGCCCCAAGAGUUUGAAAGUAGCUUCGGAUGAGACAUUCGUGGAAGAAAAGGCCCCUCCGUUGUUUGAUUUGUUACAGUUGCAUAUGAGCAAGCUGUCUACAGACCCUCACGAUAAAGUCUAUGGUCUCAUGGGCAUUGCUUCGGACGGAUCAUCUUUCGGACCAAUCGAUUAUGCGCGUUCUCCUCGAGCAACCUUUGUUCACACGGCUUGUUGUAUCAUUCGCAACACGAAGAAGCUAAAUGCGAUUUGUUUACGGCAGGACGACGACAACAUCUAUAAUUUACCAUCCUGGGUUCCUGAUUGGGAACGAAGAAACCUGCAUCCAAGUCACCGAGUUGUCGGUCUACACAUCCGCCGACCACCUUUUGCGGCAGCAAAGGAUACACAUGCCGAUGCAAAGUUUAAAGAGGACAAAGAAGUCUUAUUAACUAGUGGUUUUGUAGUUGACAUAAUUACCACAGCAGCCAAGCCCCUCUACCUCGAUGGUCCAGAAAGUGAAACGACUCCAACUUUGAUUGCUUUCCAUAACUGGUUCACCGUUUACACGAACAACGUUAGAGAAAAAGAUCUCGAUGUAUUUGCACGAACGUUCUGCGGCGGGGCUUGGUAUCCCCAAUAUUCGGAAUUCGAGAAAGAUUUGUCGCAGCGACUCGUAUUCUUCUUUGCUGAAUAUCACGGAAUACCACAAGUACUCGAAGCUCGCGAGUAUGCCAUGGUGUCGUCCGCCGCUCUGCGCAUGCACGCCAAAAGGUUCAUUGUCACACGAACGAAACUUGCUGGCCUUGCUCCGCAAGAAGCACAGGAAGGCGACAAGAUAGUUGUGCUAUUGGGAUGCGACUUUCCGGUGGUGAUGCGGGAUAUGGGAAGCUACUGGAAGCUGAUUGGAGAGGUAUACGUGGACGGGAUCAUGUAUGGCGAAGCAAUGGAGAGUUUUCCCUCCAGUAUUUAUGAGAAGUGUACUUUUUCGAUUCGUUAG
Messenger RNA from Mollisia scopiformis, 1359 nucleotides. RefSeq lists its product as uncharacterized. The record is from RefSeq and is a predicted model, not a curated record. Lineage: Eukaryota; Fungi; Ascomycota; Leotiomycetes; Helotiales; Mollisiaceae. The coding region runs from base 1 to 1359 and encodes 452 amino acids. The transcript has 2 exons.